Dreissena polymorpha is the source of this 2566-nucleotide messenger RNA. RefSeq names its product mitochondrial import inner membrane translocase subunit TIM50-A-like. Bases 22 to 1236 code for a protein of 404 amino acids. Gene Ontology annotation, molecular function: phosphoprotein phosphatase activity. The transcript has 10 exons. NCBI's taxonomy places the organism in Eukaryota, Metazoa, Mollusca, Bivalvia, Myida, Dreissenidae. The record is from RefSeq and is a predicted model, not a curated record.
GGUGCAAAUUAUUAAACCAAAAUGGCUGCGACCAUGACUUCAUGUGCAAAGUUAAAUGUCAAGUCAGUUUAUCAAAUUCUAAAGCAGUGUCAUAGAACAGCGUCGCAUUCUCAAGUGCAGAAACAUGCCUGUCAAUUCGACUUAGUUCUCAAUUCACAUCAUGUGUUAAGAAGUCCUCAUUUUACCUACUGCAGACGAUUUUACUGUCAAAAACAGAAUGCUGAAACGGGUGACAUUACAGCCUCCAUACUUCAAAGUCGUAUAGGAGCUGAACAAAAUCGUCAAAACACAGAUACCACAUCUAAGGAUCAAAAAAGCGAAGAGCAGCCCAAAAAGGAGAAGAAAGGGUUUACAAUGUUUGGACGUUUUAUUUCCUGGCAGAGUGCCGGAAUGGGGUCUUUCUUCAUCAUGAUGUCUGGAACACUGACACUCAUGGUAGCAUCAUGGGGACCUCCUGAGAGAGAUGACACAGGAAAACCAAUAGAGGAUGAAUAUUCAGAUUAUCCCUGGGUGAUAGCAUAUGUUAAAAGGACAUGGGGUGAAAUAUUCCAUCAAGUAAAGGUGACCCAGGAGCCGUCCCGCCAGAAGCUGCUGCCUGACCCCCUGACCUACCCCUACAUCCAGCCCCCCUACACCCUGGUGCUGGAGCUCAUAGACGUCCUGGUCCAUCCAGAGUGGAAUAUGGCCACUGGGUGGAGAUUCAAGAAGCGGCCGGGCAUUGACCACUUCCUGCGAGCCAUCGGACCGCCCAUGUUUGAGGUGGUCAUCUACACAAAGGAGUCUGGCAUGACUGCUGAUCCAAUAAUAACGAAGAUUGACCCAGAAAACUACGUAAUGUACAGGCUGUACAAGGAUGCAACACGCUAUGAAAACGGCACACAUAUCAAAGACCUGAACUACUUGAACCGUGACCUUUCCAAGGUCAUCUUCAUUGACUGGGACGAGAAAGCGUUUCAUUCCAACCCAGAGAAUGCGUUCAAGGUCAAGCAAUGGAAAGGGGAAAAUGAGGAUGUUUUACUUGGAGAGCUUGCUGAUUUCCUGAGAGCCAUGGCAGCCAGUAAGGUGGACGAUGUGAGGCCUGUUCUGCAGUACUACAACCAGUUUGAGGACCCCAUUGAUCAGUUCCACAAAAAUCAGGCCAAACUAAGGGAAGAGCAGGAGAAGAUGAAGAUGGCAGUCGUCCAGCGGGAAAAGAAGAAUCUCACUGGCUCCAUUGUAUCCAAGUACUUGAAGUAACCAAGCAGAAAAGGUCUUUGAAAGGGAAAUAAAUCAUGAAUUUUGUGUUGAAAAAACUGAAUUGACUUGAGAAAUGGCUCAAUAAUUGCUAAAGAAAUAAUUUUAGUUUUAAUUGCUUGGCAGUGUUAAUACAUUAAGACUCAAUAAAUUGGGGUGAAGUGGAGUGAAAUAACCGCACCCCAAAUUACCCUAUUGUUCAGCCAGAAAAAUAGUCCUAUAUGUUCACCAGAUGUGUGCGCUGGUUGUCUGUGUGUAUCCAGAGGAUGCAAUACAAUAGGAAACUUAUUUAUAUGAAUCGCGUUCGGAGAAAACUGUGCGUAAAGUGUCAUCCCAGCAGAUUAGCCUGUGCGGACGGAGGGACGACACUUUCCGCUUUUAUGGUAUUUUUUUCGUUUAAAUAAAGUCUCUUCUACACGAAAAUCCAGUUAAGGUGGAAAGUGUCGUCCCUGAUAAGCCUGUGCGGACAGGCUAAUCUGGGAUAGCACUUAACGCACAAGCAUUAUGCCCAGUUUUCUCAGAAGGGGACACAUAUAAUACAAUGUGAAACUUUCAUUUAGUGUAAAAAAAAAGGAAGUCUAUAAACCAUACCAUGUGCAUUUUUUUACGAGAGUUUUAAUUUUGUUAUUUACUAUUUUGUAGUAUUUUAUUAGCCUUAAAAACUACCCUAUUUUGUUCACAUGUGAUCAGCAAUAAAUUAUGUAUUUUAACACAAUGUUGAACAGAGUUUCGAUAAUAAAAGCAUGUUACUAAAUGGAAAUCAAUCAAAGGUCAACAUGUUUUGUAAACUUAAAUAUGAGAAUUACACAACUUAUGGGGCUUUACUGUGCUGCAUAAUGCUGAAAUUCAUUGUUUGUCAUAAGUUUGUGAGAUUGCUCAUUUAAGUUUGGGCAUUUUACUUGAGAAUUUCCAGAACUAGUUUCACAACAUUAGGCUCUGGCCAUGGAUUGUGGAAUUAUAACUCAUACUUGUUUUCCCUCUCUGUGUACAAAACAAUUUGCUGGUCUUUGAAGAAAGAAUGAUCCCUUUCCCCCAUAAGAAGCAAAGUGAAAAUGGCUAUGUGCAGGUUCAGGUUUUAUGCUGUUUGCUUCUCAUCAGUAUUAAAGGGUUGGAAAUGAAACCUUUAAAACUUGAAUUUAGUAAGAAAGGUCUUGAAUUAAAUGUAACUUUCUUAGGGACUACACAUGGGUAAAAAUACGUAUUUAUGUGUUGAAGGGUUAAAAGUUAUGAAUCCUGAAUCCAUCUCCUGAUUAUAUUCUUGACUGCUAUUGAUUUUUGGUUUGAAAUGAAAUGCCUGUAAUGAACUGUAUGUAAUAAAAUAUAGAAAAUUAAA